AAUGGACGAGCACCAAUCUCUCUCUCUAGCAUCUUACAACCAUUUCAAAUCAAUUGUUUUUUGAAAAUAAUAAUCUCUUAAAAAUAAAAGUAAUAUGAAUAAUUUAUUUAGUGGCCUCCCAAUAAAAAAGACAACAAUUAUAGGACCCCUUCAUCCCCCAUUUGCACAUGCUGCUCUGCCUCUUUCUUUCUUCAUUGGCGCAUUUUAUCAAACAUUUCUUCUGUCUUUCUCUCUUUGUUUUCCCUCUCUUUCCCAGCAAUAUUUCUCUUCCGUUUCCGAACGAAAGAGAAGAAAAUCUGUGGGAAUCCUGCAAUUUUUAACAACAGAGAGAGAAAGAAAGAAACAUUCAAUUUUUUAUUAAUUCAAUCUUUUUCUUUUUUGUAUCAACAAUGGAGGUUUUGAAGGCUUCAUUCAUCAUUUUGGUUGUUUUCUCUCUUAUCUUUGCAAUGGCUCAGGCUCAAGCCGCUGCUCCUUCUCCUGCCCCUACUAGUGAUGGGACAAGCAUUGAUCAAGGAAUAGCAUAUGUGUUAAUGUUGGUGGCCUUGGCGCUUACGUACCUCAUUCAUUAAACAUGAUUGCAACAAUGGUCGAUGGAGGGCUCACCAUCAACAUCAUCACUGCACCUUAAACACAGGAGUGUUUGUGAUUUUUGGUGUCAAUUUAUAUUAAAUGAUAAAAUUCUGAGAAUGGAUAGUGUUUUUUACUAUUACCAUUUUGAUUAAUUGAUGCUUAGAGUAUGAUUGUGAAUUGUGAUUGAUCAGGAAGAGGUGUAGUUGAGCCCUUUUAGCUUUGUUGUGUUGUUUACAUCUAAUAUGUAUUAGAUGUUUUAUUGUCAGUUUAUUUGCACAUAAUUUCGUCUCA
Molecule: messenger RNA, 861 nt
Organism: Amaranthus tricolor (Joseph's coat)
Lineage: Eukaryota; Viridiplantae; Streptophyta; Magnoliopsida; Caryophyllales; Amaranthaceae
Product: arabinogalactan protein 41
Exons: 2
Coding region: 390-569 (59 amino acids)
Source: RefSeq, a predicted model, not a curated record